Molecule: messenger RNA, 1650 nt
Organism: Leishmania mexicana MHOM/GT/2001/U1103
Lineage: Eukaryota; Euglenozoa; Kinetoplastea; Trypanosomatida; Trypanosomatidae
Exons: 1
Coding region: 1-1650 (549 amino acids)
Biological process (GO): regulation of signal transduction
Cellular component (GO): endoplasmic reticulum membrane
Source: RefSeq, a predicted model, not a curated record
AUGCUUCGCAGUAUCGUCGUCGCGAUACUGCUCCUCAGCACCGUCUGCUUGGAGCACGUGGUGCAGGCACGCCCCGUGUUGGAGGUGGGAGUCGAUCGCGCCAUCACGUUCAACCGCCAGCUGGGCAACGGGGAAGAGUUCCUCUUCGGCAGCCGUGCGGUGCUGCUGCGCGGCGAGAUAAUGCGGUACACGGCCGGGGUGUCUUCGUCCUACCACGGCUACACAGUAUACGUGCAGUGCUCCGAGCACCUCACCAACUUCGCCUUGCAGCAGCUCGCCGCGCCCGAGGUGUCAAAGGGGGCGAAGGGCCUCGUCGUGGAGCUGUGCGACACGGACACGACGAACGAGGACGUGCUUUCGCUCUUCUUUAGCAACACCGCCGUCAACAUCCCUGUUUACUUUCUGCCCAAAGGUGAGGCCUCAAGGGAGCUGUCCCGGCUGCUGUCCGUCGCGGCGCAGCGCAGUGCGACAGAUCGGGUGGUGCUAUCCGUGACCAAGACGCAGCGGCUGAGCAAGCUGGUGGAGAACUCGACGCUGCCCAGUGCCGCUAUUGAGAGUCAUUACGUGCACAAGCCGAAGCAGACGCGCAGUAAGGCCGUCUCCGCUGCCGCCGCCCCCCAGGUCCUGGUCACGGCACACUUUGAUUCCCUUGGCGUGUCCCCUGCGAGCCGGACGAGCGGCGGCAUCUCUGGUGCUGUGGUCGCGAUGGAGCUGUGGCGUCGGCUGACGUCCACACCUUAUGCUCGGCAGGAGUCUGUGGCUCCGUACGGGGUCACCGUGCUUCUCGGCAGCACGUCUCGCCUCAACUACGCUGGAACGACAUCGUGGAUAUCGCAGCACACAGAUAGGGAGCUCGAUCAGUUUAGGGUGGUUCUCUGCCUCGAUGAGCUGCUGUCGCCUUUUGAGACGACCGAGGACGCGCCGGACCUUUAUCUGCAUGUCCAGGACGUUCUCAUGAAGCGGCAGCAUGGCCGGCAGGUCGUGGAGCAGGUCGAGGCAGCGGCAAGGUUACUCGGCAUUUCGCUGAAGGUCGUGUCUGCCAAGACGAACUACCAGCACUACGACCUUGAAUUUGAACAUGAGGCGUUUGCCAGCCGUCAGAUGACCGCCAUGACACUUUCUGCCCACCGCGCCCACCACACCGACCAGCUUUUCCGUGAUCUGCGCCGCCCCCCGGCCACAGCUGCGAAUGCAGCAGUGCUCGCGAAGCGCGCGGACUUGGUUGAAGCCAUUGUGCGCAUCAUCGCCGAGGCGGCUCCGUCCGCGGAGGGGGUGACGACGGUGUGGCCUGGCGCGGCCUCGUACAUUCAGGGGAUGCUGCAUUACGCGAGUGACUCACAGCGCUCGCCGGUGGCGCAAAACGGUGCCGGGCUGCGGCAGUACGCCGCUACCGUGGAGCAUCACAUGCGUGCGCAGGCGGCAGCGGCGCAGCGGGCCACGCUCACCUCCGCAUCCUCCGUCGCGACGUACCAGGAACUGCGUACGCCCGGCAUCACGCUAUUUGGCCCCUACGAGGACACGAUGCAGGUGUUUGUGGCCAAGUCGUAUCUCGUCGAGUGUGCCGUGGCGGCGGCGGCGCUCGCGGCGCUUGUUGCCUUUCUGCACGUAGAGGUGGGGCUGACGACAGCUCUGCGCCUCUUCUCUGAGUAG